This is a messenger RNA of Haliotis rubra (blacklip abalone), 936 nucleotides long. RefSeq lists its product as uncharacterized. Lineage: Eukaryota; Metazoa; Mollusca; Gastropoda; Lepetellida; Haliotidae. Bases 1 to 936 code for a protein of 311 amino acids. Gene Ontology annotation, molecular function: nucleic acid binding. Gene Ontology annotation, biological process: DNA integration. The transcript has a single exon. The record is from RefSeq and is a predicted model, not a curated record.
AUGCCGAGCACCUUGAGAGGACAGAUCUUGAAACUCAUCCACCAAGGUCACCUUGGAACGGAAAAGUGCUUGUUGAAGGCCAAAGAUUCAGUCUUCUGGCCGAAGAUAUCCAGUGAUAUCAAGGAACUGACUGACACGUGUGAGACAUGUCAGCAGUAUGGAAAGAAGCAGAUCAGAGAACCACUACAUCCUCACAAUGUUCCUAGCUACCCAUGGCAGAAAAUCGGCGCAGAUCUAUUCGACUACAAGCAUCACCAAUAUCUGCUGAUAUCGGACUAUUACAGCAAAUUUCCUGUCUGCAGAAAGCUAGAUUCUACAACGGCAACAAUAGUAAUUCAGCACAUGAAGUCUGUGUUCGCUGAAUAUGGGAUUCCUGAAAUCCUUAUUACUGACAAUGGUCCACAGUUCAGUUGUAGGGAGUUCGCAACCUUGUUCACGCAGUGGGGAGUCAAACAUGUGACGAGCUCACCAACGUAUGCACAGAGCAACGGACACAUAGAGCGCAUGGUGCAAACUGUGAAGAACACUCUGAAGAAAGCUGAUGCAUCCGGGGAAGAUCCAUAUCUAGCGAUGCUAUCCUACAGAACGACUCCAGUUGACGGCAAACUUCCAUCUCCAGCGCAGUGUCUGAACAACAGGAAGUAUAGAACACAACUACCUUGCAGCGGAAAACUACAGAGACUACAGUCUGAUGACAACAACGUAGAGCAGCUACAACAUAGACAAGAUCAUAUGAAACAGCAGUACGACAAGAAGUGUGUGGUGAAGAAACAACUUGAACCUGGGCAGGAUGUAUCUGUAUUCCUACCUAAAUCCGGAACAUGGACUCCAGCUACUGUGAAGGAGAAGCUUGAUCAGCCGAGAUCAUACAAGAUCGGCAUGCCUGGAGGCAAUGAACUGAGACGAAAUAGAAUUGACUUAAACCAUUCAGUUUAG